AUGCCAGAGUACUCACGUCCGAAAAGGGACUCCAGGAAAAAUCUUGCUUCGAAAUAUCUUAGUGCCAUUGGAUCACCAGAAAUUCUAUAUUCCACCCCCUUGAAGCCUAUCAAUAAUAGCAACAUCAACAACGGUGCCGUUUCUCCAAAAAGCAGUCAGGAUAUAGACAAAAAUGAUCCGUCCACAAUUGAAGAAAAGUUUUCAAAUGUGAACACUCGUAAUCGAUGUGUUCCAGCCGUUAAACGCCUUAUUUUACAGAAAGAACAAGACACUAUAACCAAUAAUGCUGAAAAUUUUUAUCCGUUACCUGACAGCAAACUUUCAAAAGCAAAGUUUGCUGGCUUUCAGAAGUCUACAAUUCAUGUUGAAAAGCGAAGAGGAAGUAAUCCAUCGAAAAGUGAACGAGGUAGAAUGAAUAAAAUCACUCAUGGAAUUUCAGGUUCCCCUUCUUUAAAGAACUUGAACAAACUUAAAAUUAUAGAAAGUCAACUCAAUACAAGAAAAGUGUCAAAUAAUAAUCAGAGAUCAGUCUCCGGCUUACAGCAUAAAUUGAAAAUGACGCGGGACAAAUCUCAUCAUGGUUUUAGACCCGUCUUUGAGGAAGCUACAGCUUCCUCGAUUAAAGAGCAAUCAAAAUUGGAUUUUAUUUGCAGACUUCUAGAAGUUAAAAAUUGGAUUGAGGAGGUUCUUAGUGGACAUUUAGGAUUUGAUGAAGGGCAUAUCUCCGAGUUUCAGGACUAUUUUAGAAACGGCGUUCUUCUAGCUGAAAUUGUUAAAACGCUUGAUUCUUCAGCUAUCUCACACAUAUAUUAUGGACAAGGCAAUGUGCAAGGCAAGUACACCACAAAGAAGGGGCUUUAUUUUAAGUUUACGGAAAAUAUUGUUCAAUUCCUUGAUUAUUUGAAAAAAAUGCACAUGCCUGAAAUGUUUAUUUUUGAAACUAGAGACUUGUUCGAAAUGAAAAACUUUCCGAAAGUAAUCUUUUGCGUACAGGCUUUAAGUUAUAUGAUGGCCAUGCGAGGAAAAGGUCCCCAAUUACAUCACAUAUCUACAGAUGAAAUUAAGAUUGAUGCUAGUGAGAUAAAGAAGGUGGAAGGGCAAACUAGAGGUCUCAAAAUUCCAAAUUUUAGCAACAUUUAUGACGGUAUUCGGGUGAACGUUGGAAAAGAUAUUGAGCCAUUAGCAUUAGUCAAGGAAGGAAAGUCGGAAAUAAUAAAUAAUGAUUUAAGUGCUUCAGAAAAUGUGUCUGAUGUUGAUAAUACUUCUGUUCUGGGGACAAGUAGCCUAGAGAAGAAUGUUAGUGAAGAAGCACCAGAAUUGAGCAAAGAUAUAUCUUUCAUGCAGAGCAGUUUAAACGACUCCUUUUCUGAACAGCAGAAAUUUAUUAAUAACGACGAGGAAGAUAAUGAUGGCAAUGAAAAUAGUAACGCUGAUGAUGGAAAUAGCUUUGACGAUUAUUCGUUAGUUUUGGAAGACCCCGAAUUAAAGGCUGCUGAUACUACAAGGGCAAGAAUUCUCUUCAGGGAUUACAACCCUACAGUGAAUAUUGAUAUGGAUGAAAUUGAAAAGAAAUAUAACGCAUUAAUUGAGCAAGAUGAUGAUUUUGAUGUGACUGGUAACGUUAAUGUGACUAUUCAAAGUUUUGUCGAUUCAGACUCUCCCGAUAUUUCGAGGGUGGAUGGCUCUUUUCCAGUUGAAAAUUUGGUUACCUUUCAAUCAUUGGCCCGUGGUGCAUUGGUCCGCUAUGCCUUAUUUGUGGAUAAAUUUAUGUUAAAGGUGUUCACACCAGAUCUUAUUUCAUUUCAGUCACUGGUACGUGGUAUGUUAUUAAGGAAACGUCUGAACUGUGAUGGUAAGCAGGUGUUGUAUCCACACCACAGUCGAGAUCUAAGGGCGGAAUCUCUUAUUGAUGAUGAUACAAUAAAAGCGAAAAGUCAACUGGCUUCUACGUCGCCGGAAAUUGUACUUCUUCAAUCUUUUGUUAGGGGUCUUGUUUUGAGAAGUCAACUUCAUGAAUUGAAAAGAAAACUUCUGGCACAGAACAAGCAGCUCACAUUAUUGCAAGGUAUCAUAAGAGGAAAGCAGCUUCGUAAGCGUUUGGCAGGAAAAUUGGGACUUUCGAAGAACAUGAAAGUAAUCAUUAGGAAAGGGCACGAGAUCCCUAAGAGUGGUUCUCAUCUCAGUGGACGCAAACGCCGUCCCGUGAGUCAGCAUGGCCAUCAAAGUAAGAAUGGAGAAGUUAGGGCAAAGCUUGGACAAAGUAAUGUUUUACUUUGUGGUUUUUCAGCCAUAGCAAGGGGGUGUUUGACUAGACGAAAAAUUUCUAUAAUAAGAUAUUGGCUUCACCGAAAUAUGCGUGACGUUUUAACAGUUCAAUCAGUUUUCCGUGGUGUCCUAACUAGAUUCUACAUUGAAAUGGAUUUGGAAAUGCUGGAACAGUAUUCUUCCCAGAUAACUGAAUUACAGGCUUGCAUAAAGGGGGCCACUGUUAGAACUCAUAUCAAGGCACGUGCCACUUGGUUCUCGAGUCCUGUCAACAUUAAAAAAAUUGUGUUUUUGCAGAACUUUGUUCGUAAUUGUAUUGCUGCUCACGACUAUAAGUCAUUGAUUAAUGAGAGAAAUCCGCCAUUGAAAGCAGUUAAGAAUUAUGUUGGAUUAUUAAAUGGAUCCGACGUUGAACUUGAAGACGAAAUUAGCAUUGAAAGAUAUAAGAAGAGAAUUGCAACUGAGAGUCAACGAAUCGGAAAGUGGGAGCAUGAUCUUAAGCAGCUUGGCUUGAAGCUGCAAUUAUUAAAAAGGAACAAAAUAUCCUUGGAAGAGGUUGUCAAAUUUAAAAAUGAUAAUUUAAAUUUAACUGAGUACUCCGAGAACUUAACAGAUAUUAUGAAAUCAAGCUUAUCAUCAGACCCAAAUAAACUUCUUGGAAAAGCUUGCAAGAGCUUGCAAGAACUAUACGGGAAAAUAUUCUACUUACUUCAAACGCAACCUAAAUACUUCUCAGAACUUUUGACUAACAUGGAAUUUCGUGGUUUACGGAAUGAAGAAAAAACUUUGGAAGGUCACAUCGAGAAUUGGCUGUUAAAGGUGUUUAACUUUGGUAUUGUCACUGUAUCAACUCCAACUGCACCUAAUAGGGAGGAGUUCUUACUAAUGAAGUUGAUAUUGUAUACGGCAACUGAUUAUUUUGAUGAGAUCGACACAGAUACCGCUUUUCAUAACUUCUUAAAGCAAAGACAGGUACUCACUUAUGAUAAAAUGGGACAUUGGGAAAUGCUCCUCAUUGCUUACAUCAAUCUUCCUCAACAGCGAUUGUUUGCCAAAAAUCUAUUCAGCAAUUUAAUAUUGAGAAUAACCUCCGAUUCAGAUGCUUGGUAUGAAUCGGAUCCUUCAAAAAUUUACAAGGCUUUACUUGUGAAAGAUGAAGAAAAUGGAAAGAUUACAUUAAAAAAUUUAAAUAUGGAAGAUCCAAUUGAUGACCCUGAUACAAGACAACAGUUUGUUAAGAAUCUGAGUGGACUUCGGGAAGCAUCAUAUGAUACUAUGAAGAUUAUUGGUGAUAGCGUUAGCAAGCUUCCGCUAUAUUUGAGAUCUAUCUGUAGGGAGAUAUAUCUUCAACUUAGGGAUCAGUUUCCUGGUGAAUCUGAGAAAUAUUAUUUGAGUGCAGUCGGUUCCGUUUUCUUGAAAUGUUACGUACUUCCUUUAUUUAUAAAGCCCAGCAAUUACUCCAUCGAUAUCGCUGGAAUUAGUGACGAAUUUGAAACGGUUGAAAAAGUUAUGGGAAAUCUUGAGCAGGUUGCAUGUGUUUUGAAUCAGCUUGUAUCUAUGAGACCAUUUUCAUCCACAAAUAUGUACCUGCAACCGCUAAAUCCAUUUAUUGCUGAAUUUUCGGAAGGUGUCAGGCUUAUUAUCAAAGAGAUCAUCAAUGUUGAAUCAAUUGAUGAAUGCUAUCAAAUGAAUUCUGUUUAUGAUGACGUUGUUUCACACGAAAAGCCUACAUUGAGAAUGGAUUCUGAUGACGUACUCCUUAUUCUUAGAUAUAUUAGAUCAAAUAUUGAACAGAUUGCACCCGAAAGAAAUGAUUAUUUACGAUAUUUACUUAUCGGGGCUCGUGAACUCAGUCCAAAUCACAGCAAGCUUGAUAUUAAGAAUGGCUUGUUGGAUAUAGUACUGGAGCCUGUAACGGAAGGCACCGAUAGCAAUGAUUUGGAAACCAAGGCUCUUAUUAUGGAAGCAAAGAGAUAUGUCAUAUAUAUAUUGCAAGUCCAGGAUGGAGAGAAUCUUCUUGAUUUAUUGCUCUCCGAAAUUAGUCCACAGAAUGAACUCAAGUUUAAAGAGAUCGUCAAACGAGAAAAAAAGAGCAUAAAGAAUGUUAACGGCCUCGAUGCAGUUCUAGAAAAGCAAGCCUUGGACGAUAUUUAUAAUUCCACAUACCCUCAGGUUAAGAAGCAUGCGAUUGAAUUAAUUUUAGAGUUGGAGGGCAAGGGAGUUGUCACUAGAUCUAACUGUUAUCAAGAACUCUUGAAUGAUAUAGCAAAGGAUAUCAAACACAAAAAACUGCAAAAGGACGAUAGAGAAAGGCGUUUAAAGGUUGUUGUGGAUACAUUGACAAAACUAACACAAAAGGAAAAGACAUGCUCCAAACUCUAUUCAGAGUACAUAAAGGACAUCGACCGUGCGAUGUUAAAGCUACAAGACGAAUCGGCGAAUCGGAAAAAGUCAUUUAUUUCACGACUUUUCUCUCGCCAGUAUUAUUAUCAACUGUCGGUGAAACGAAAGAAAGGAUACAUCCCAAGAUUUGGUUCCUUUAAAUAUAAUGGAAAAUAUCUUGAGGAAAAGUGCAUUCUAGAUUCUAUCACAUCUACUUCGCAUGCUCAUAUUAGAGUUAACAGAGUUGACUUUAUGUUCAGUUCGGAGAGGCAAGGAGAGUUCAUAGUGGAUGUUUCGAACAACUCAGUUGGCAUAUUUGGGCAAGAAACAGUGACUUUGGAUGAUUUAUUAAAUUUGCAAUAUGAAAGUAAAAAGCAGCCUGGGUCACCACUUGAGUGUUCAUUGUUAUGUCUUCCAGAUUACAAGGAUGGGGAUGUUAUCAGUCCGCCAUCCUUUUUAGUCAACAAUACUGUUACGGUUACGCAUAAUGGGCUUUAUAGAUUUUGCAGAAAAUGUAAGGUUUGGAAGCCGGACAGAUGCCAUCAUUGUUCAUCUUGCAAUAAAUGUGUUCUUCGGAUGGAUCAUCACUGUCCAUGGUUUGCAGAAUGUAUAGGAUUUCGAAACCACAAAUUCUUUGUUCAGUUUCUGGGUUACUCAGCACUGUUUUGUAUAACCAUUGCUGUGGUCACUGGUUGGGCGAAUUAUAGAUUUUUCAUCACGGAGACACUUUCAAUGGAUGACUUUUCCUUUCAUAUUCUCUUUGCAUUCUUCACAUCUAUCAUGUUUGGACUGUGUCUCCUUAUAUUUUCCAUCUUUACAGACUAUCAAUUGCUGAAGAAUCGGACCACAAUUGAAUCCUAUGAAUCGCAGUCAUAUCGAUAUCGACAGAAUUCACAUACAUUAGGAAAUAUAUUUGAUAACGGGAGUAAAAGAAAUUGGUGUUCGAUUAUGGGAAACACCAUUAUUGAAUGGUUAUUGCCAAUCAGAAGGCAUUCCAUCUACGGGUAUAAUGAUGGCUUAAGAUACGAGGUGAAUGAAAGACUUUAUCGAAAAAUGCAAGAAGAUGCAGUAAUUCAAAAGAGACUCUCCAACAAGCUACAGAAAUACAAGUUGAAACAGAGUAAAGUUCGUGAAGAUGCUGUCAGACCCUUUAUAGGAAAUUCUGGAUAUAUACAUUAG
Messenger RNA from Brettanomyces bruxellensis, 5826 nucleotides. RefSeq lists its product as uncharacterized. Bases 1 to 5826 code for a protein of 1941 amino acids. The record is from RefSeq and is a predicted model, not a curated record. Lineage: Eukaryota; Fungi; Ascomycota; Pichiomycetes; Pichiales; Pichiaceae. Gene Ontology annotation, cellular component: mitotic actomyosin contractile ring; cytoplasm. Gene Ontology annotation, biological process: regulation of actin cytoskeleton organization; mitotic actomyosin contractile ring assembly actin filament organization; regulation of GTPase activity. Gene Ontology annotation, molecular function: GTPase activator activity; calmodulin binding; actin filament binding. The transcript is spliced from 2 exons.